Lolium rigidum is the source of this 2479-nucleotide messenger RNA. RefSeq names its product DYRK-family kinase pom1-like. The coding region runs from base 1 to 2142 and encodes 713 amino acids. Gene Ontology annotation, cellular component: cytoplasm. Gene Ontology annotation, biological process: peptidyl-threonine phosphorylation; peptidyl-serine phosphorylation. NCBI's taxonomy places the organism in Eukaryota, Viridiplantae, Streptophyta, Magnoliopsida, Poales, Poaceae. The transcript has 8 exons. Gene Ontology annotation, molecular function: ATP binding; protein tyrosine kinase activity; protein serine/threonine kinase activity. The record is from RefSeq and is a predicted model, not a curated record.
AUGGAGUUCCCCGCCGGGCACGGCUUCGCGCUCCGGGACGGCGUCCUCGCGGCCCGCUCCGCCGCUGCCGCGAGGGGCGGCGGCGGCGAAUCCACCGACUCCGACGGCCCCCGGCUCCCGCCGCUGCGGCUCGGCGCCUCCUACGCCGACUCCCGGGCCGCGCUCGCCAGCCCGUGCUCCAGCUCCUCCUCCGACGCCUUCCUCAGCACGAGCUCCUCGCCUUCAGGGCUGCUGAAUCCGUACGGGAUAUGGUCGCCGCCGCGCGCGCCGUCGGAGGCGUCGUCGUCGUCCUCGGAGGUGGACUUCCGCACGGCGCGCGAGUACGACACGGCCGACCUCUUCUUCGGCGACAACAGCUGGCUCCACGACGACCGCCUGCUCCACCGCGAGCCGUCGCCGGGGAGCGACACGAGCGGCGACGGCGACGAGGAGGACAAGUUCAUCAUCGGCCCCGACGCCGGCGCGCGGCGGAGCGAGACACGCGACGACGGCGGCCGGCGGCACGCGCCUAGCAAGGACAGUGCAGGCUCUGGAGGGGGCGGGGAGGUGUACACGUCGCCGCCCUGCAGGUGCUGCCAUGGGGAAACGGAGAAGGAUGGUCUGGAGUCUGUGAGUGAUUCCUGGUCUGCCGUGUACGGGAGGUACCAGAUCAUGGAUGACCUGACGGAGGUGCUGGACGAGUGCGGUACAGACGCGCUCAAGUUCAGGCGCAAUGACGAUGCCCCGCUCAAGGGCGCUCCGUUACUGGAUUCCAGGAGCGGGGGUGACCAGGAGUUUGAUCUGAGUGCGCUGGAGAAGGAACUUCAGAUGCUUAGUCCGUACCUGGGUGAAGACCCAGAUGCUCUUAACAGCUGUAGGUUUGACCCUGACUUCAGAGUAAAUAAUGAACUAGAUAUUGACAUUGUAACAGAUGAGAAAAUUCUCGAUGACAAAGAACUUCUAAAGAGUAGUUACAGCGUGCAUCCAUUUCCUGAGAUUGUCACUCCUGAAGAUGUUUAUGAGAUGGACGACUUUGGGUCAGCAGAUACAAAUGUUCAAAAUACCACUACUCAUAAAAUCGGCGAAGGUCCAAAAACAGACAUUGAUCUUGCAAGCUCUAUUUUUCAUCAAGAAUAUGAAGAAUUUGAGCUGAGAAUUUUCCACCGGAAGAACAGGACUGGCUUUGAAGAAACCAAAGAAUUUCCUAUUGUGGUAGAUUCAGUUGUUGCCGGAAGAUAUCGUAUCACUGAAUAUCUUGGUUCAGCUGCAUUCAGCAGGGUCGUACAGGCACGCGAUCUUUGCACGGGAAUGGAUGUCUGCCUUAAAAUAAUUAAAAACGACAAGGAUUUCUUUGAUCAGAGCUUGGAUGAGAUAAAGCUCCUUAAGUUUGUAAAUAAACAUGAUCCGGCAGAUGCACAUCAUAUAUUACGCCUAUAUGAUUUUUUCUACUAUCAGGAACAUCUUUUCAUUGUCACCGAAUUACUACGGGCAAAUCUAUAUGAAUUUCAAAAGUAUAACCAGGAGUCUGGUGAUGAGGUCUACUUUUCAUUGCCCAGAAUACAGGCUAUAGCUCGACAGUGCUUAGAAGCCUUGGUGUAUUUGCAUCAUUUAAAUAUAGUUCACUGUGACCUGAAACCUGAGAAUAUCCUGAUGAAGAGCUACAGCAGAUGUGAAAUUAAGGUUAUUGAUCUUGGAAGCAGUUGCUUCUUAUCAGACAACUUAAUCCUAUAUGUUCAAUCACGUUCUUACCGCGCUCCUGAGAUCAUUCUGGGUCUCCCAUAUGACCAGAAGAUUGACAUUUGGUCUCUUGGCUGCAUCUUCGCUGAGCUGUAUACUGGUGAAGUGCUCUUUCCUAAUGAAUCAGUGUCAACCAUUCUUGCCCGGAUAAUUGGAAUAGUUGGCCCAAUUGACACCAAGAUGCUUGCAUUGGGACAGGAGACUCAGAAGUACUUUACAGAAGAGUAUGACCUUUUCCACAAGAAUGAGGAGACGGAUCAGCUGGAGUAUUUGGUACCAGAGAAAUCCUCCUUGCGGCGCCACUUGCGAUGCUCCGACUCCAAGUUUGUUGAUUUUCUGUCUUGCCUUCUGCAAGUUAACCCCAGAAAGAGACCAACAGCCAGGGAAGCGUUGCGGCAUAGAUGGUUUUCACACACAUAUCGUUGAGCUGCCGAUCAAAACAAUUCUUCACACGGAGGGACAUUUUUUAAGUUCCUCAUCUCAUGAAACGAAACUUUUUUCUUUUGCAGCUGGAUUUCGUCCUUGCGUUUUCUCUUUCAGGCAACCCUUGGCCUGUUUUGCGAGGUGAAUACAUACCUUCUCAUGCAUGUAUAUAUGAGAAAAGGUUCCUAUCUGUACAGCUGGCGUUUACUCUGAUGGGCAAUUUUUAAAUAGUUCUCCGAUGUACUUCUAAUUCAUAGUAUAGCAAAUCAAGUUUUGUUUAAGCUGUCCUGUGUUUAUCUUUAUCUCUUAGAUAUUCAGUUUGAAGUAAAUAGUUCUCCGA